CUUCGCCUCACCCAUCCUCAUCAUCCUCCACCGACGACACCAGGACCAAAAAAAACUUAGACAGCCUCGACGCGUCCAGGUGUCGGGGACACGCGUCAGAGCGGUCGCGACAGCCGCCUCGGGACGUCAAUUGACGGGCUCCCCCCCUUUCCCCCCCCGUGCCUUUUCUGUCUGGCCCAAGCAAACCAGACGCCGCCGCCGCCGCAGUCAUGUUUUCCACGCCGCUGCUCCGCUGGGGAGCUCUCUUCUCCGUCGCCGCCGCCGUCGCCCUGGCCUUUGCCCUGCGCCUACAGCAGCAGCAGCAGCAGCAAGUGCAGUUUCCCUUUGCCGACGUUCCGUCAUCGACGCCCUACUCCCCCUCCUCCGACAGCAGCGGCCCAGCCCGCACCUACUGCUACGGCAGCGUACGGACCCAGGACGACGCCCAGCCCGCGGCGCGCUGCUUCUCCGUGCGCGACGGCCGCUUCACGCGCGUCUAUGCCGAUGACAAGAUCCUCGAAGCCGAGUCCGAGUCCGGGACUGGGUCCGAGGCCGGAGCCGGAGCCGGAGCUGGGCCCGAGCCGCCAGCACGCGUCACCGUCGUCGCCGCCGACGGGCACGUCAUCCCCGGCCUGUGGGACGGCCACGGCCACCUGCUGCAGUACGGACAGCUCCUGCACUCGGUCGACCUCUUCGGGUCCGCGUCGCUCGACGAAGCGCGCGACCGCAUCGCCGCCUACCGCGCCGCAAACCCGGGCGCCGGCACCAGGGACAGCUGGAUCCGCGGCGUCGGCUGGGACCAGGCUGUCUUUGGGCACAUGCCCACCGCGCAAGACAUUGAGCACGAUGCUCGCCUCGCAGGCGCCUACAUGAUGCUCGACCGCAUCGACGUGCACUGCGUCUGGGUCUCCCAGGCCGUCCUCGACCUGCUGCCCGCCGACGUCCCCGACGUGCCCGGCGGCGAGGUCAUCCGCGACCCGGGCAUGGGCGUCUUCUGCGACAACGCCAUGGACCAGAUCCUCGCGCUUUGGCCCGAGCCGUCCCUCGAGAGCAAGGUCCGCGCCGUCAAGACCGCCCUGCGCCGCCUCAACGCCGUCGGCCUCGUCGGCGUGCACGACGCCAGCUCCACCCCGGCCGACCACCGCAUGUACGCCGCCAUGGCCGACGACGACGACGACGACGACGACGAUGGCUCGUGGACCGUCCGCGUCUACGCCAUGCUCGAGUGCCCCGAGAGGAGAAACUCCUUUUGCGUCGAGCACGCCGCCCGCGUCGAGCGCCCCGACCACAUGUUCGCCGUCCGCAGCGUCAAGCUCUUCGCCGACGGCGCCCUCGGCAGCUGGGGCAGCGCCAUGCUCGAGCCCUACGCCGACCACCCCUGGAGCUCCGGCUCGCUCCUCAUCAACGCCUCCGACCUCGUCGCCGUGACCGGGGCCUGGGCCGCCGCCGGCUUCCAGGUCAACAUCCACGCCAUCGGCGACCUUGCCAACCGCAACGCCAUCGCCGCCUUUGAGGCCGCCCUCCGUCAGCAGUGCCCGGACGACGGCGGCGAGGACGAGGACGAGGACGGGGACGGGGACGGGGACGAAAACAACAACGCUGAUGGCGACCAGGACGCUGACGCUGACGCUGACGCUGAUGGCGCCCUCGCCCGCUGCCAGGCCCGCCAUCACCGCUUCCGCAUCGAGCACGCCCAAAUCAUCCACCCAGACGACCAGCGCCGCAUGCGCGCCCUCGGCAUCAUCCCCUCCAUCCAGCCCACCCACGCCACCUCGGACAUGAAGUACGCCCUCGCCCGCCUCGGCCACCUGCGCGCCGACACCGAGGCUUACCGCAUGCGCUCCCUGCUCGACGCUGGCCUCCCCCUCGUCCUCGGCAGCGACUUCCCCGUCGAGCCCCCCAACCCCUUCCACGGCAUCUAUGCCGCCGUCACCCGCAAGAGCCCCGCCACCGGCCGCGGCCUCGACGGUGCCCGCCACGGCUGGCACGCCGACCAGGCCCUCACCCUCGACGAAGCCCUCGCCGGCUUCACCACUGGCCCCGCCUACGGCGCCUUUCUCGACGGCAGGGCUGGCACCAUCCGCGAGGGCGCCUUUGCUGACUGGGUCGUCCUCGACGAGCCCCUCGACGGCCUCGACGUCGAGAAGCUGCGGACGCUCAAGGUUCGGGAGACAUGGGUCGCCGGCAGAAGGGUGUAUGCUCGCGAUGAGCGGUGAAUUAACCGAAGAAAACAAAUGGGCAUUGAGGAGGAGAGAGGAAAGGAAAAGAAAGAUGUCUUGGCAAGAGAACCAAUAGAUGAUAGACCAGAUGGCGUAGAGGUUCAAUGAUGUGGUCGACCGAUCUUAG
This is a messenger RNA of Purpureocillium takamizusanense, 2325 nucleotides long. RefSeq lists its product as uncharacterized. Gene Ontology annotation, molecular function: hydrolase activity, acting on carbon-nitrogen (but not peptide) bonds. The record is from RefSeq and is a predicted model, not a curated record. NCBI's taxonomy places the organism in Eukaryota, Fungi, Ascomycota, Sordariomycetes, Hypocreales, Ophiocordycipitaceae. Bases 210 to 2195 code for a protein of 661 amino acids. The transcript has 2 exons.